Molecule: messenger RNA, 1251 nt
Organism: Drosophila obscura
Lineage: Eukaryota; Metazoa; Arthropoda; Insecta; Diptera; Drosophilidae
Exons: 2
Coding region: 1-855 (284 amino acids)
Source: RefSeq, a predicted model, not a curated record
AUGCAGCAGAAGCAGAAGCCACAGCCGAAAAAGAAACCAAUCCUGGCCAGACGCGGAGGCCGCAAUAGCAACAGCAGCAGCAAGCCUACGCCCUACUACAGCAAGCCGAAGCCAGCGGAUCCACUAAGCUUUCAGCAACUGCGCGAUACAAAUGAUGAUGAUCUCAGCAGCGAUAGCAGCAGCUCUUACACGUUUUCCUCUUCGUCGCCACAGCAGGAAUCUUCGGUGGACUAUGAAGCAGAGGAUGAGAACGAGGACAAACAACGAAGGCCCAAGCAUAAGGAUGAGAAUGAGAGCUUGUUACAUGUACAGAAUUUUCUAAAAUGCUUUGGACCCAAUGCCUUAUCAGCAGCCACCAUAACAGUAACACCAGCAGCAACCACAGCAACCACAGUAGCUGUGGGCCAAGCUCCACCAGGCAACCUGAAUGUUGUCAAAUCCCCAAGCACAGAGCUGCGUAGCUGGCGUCAGAAUUAUCGCAAUACAAUACAAAUAGUACCCACAACAAACACAACCAAUACAGCAAUAGCAAUAGCAACAGCAACCACCACACCACCACUUUUACAAGUCCAAUCGAAUCACAAGCCACAAAAAUUUCAAAUAAACACAAAAUUUCUGCGCAAGCCACGGAAUAAACUAAUGAAAAUGCUGCCAUCAACAACAACAUCAACAAUGGACAACGGAAUACCAACAACAACAUCCACCAGCAGCACAACGACAAUAGUUGUUCAGGAUGAGGAACAACAGGAACAACAAACAAGGGAAAAACUGCAACAGCAGCAACCGGGUCUAUUUAACGAUGAUUCCAACGCCAAAUUCAAAGACUUUUCAAUUGACUCGCUAUUGAAUAAGUAAAACGACGAAACGAGGAGUAAAUAAUGGAGAAAAUUAUGAAAUUAUAGAUUACUUAAAAUGUAGCCCUAUUAUUUUUUGUAGAACAAUUCAACGAAAGAAAGAGCCCAAACCGCGUUCCUAAUUUAACCCACUGCCACCACACCCCACAACCCCUGAAAAGAAAGCACACAAAUUUUGUUUUAGCCAAUCGUACCGAUAAACACAACAUGAACAUAUAUAGCAAACAACGUAUUCUAAUGCAUUACAAUUAGGCUGUUUAUUUAUUAUUAUUACAUACAUACUGUACAACUAGUGGCGCAAUUUCAUAAUUAGCUUUUAAGCAUGUAAAUAUCUACUUAAACACGAGAUAAUAAACGAAGAAUACACACAUGUGCUACAAUUUAAGAUUAUUCGAGU